Cimex lectularius (bed bug) is the source of this 2459-nucleotide messenger RNA. Its product is annotated as heat shock 70 kDa protein cognate 2-like. Gene Ontology annotation, molecular function: ATP hydrolysis activity; misfolded protein binding; ATP-dependent protein folding chaperone. The transcript is spliced from 7 exons. Bases 99 to 1979 code for a protein of 626 amino acids. Gene Ontology annotation, biological process: protein refolding; cellular response to unfolded protein. Gene Ontology annotation, cellular component: cytoplasm. NCBI's taxonomy places the organism in Eukaryota, Metazoa, Arthropoda, Insecta, Hemiptera, Cimicidae. The record is from RefSeq and is a predicted model, not a curated record.
GGCGUAGGAGUCGGCUGUGGACCGUUGACGGGUUGACCGUGCAUAAAGUUUCAGUCGAUCACCGUAUCACACCAAAUCCACUUUAAAAAAAAAGGAAAAUGGCCAAAAAACCAGCCGUCGGUAUAGAUCUCGGUACAACCUACUCCUGCGUCGGAGUCUGGCAGAACGGCAAGGUUGAAAUCAUCGCCAACGACCAGGGUAACAGGACCACCCCAAGCUAUGUCGCCUUCAACGACACCGAACGACUCAUCGGAGACGCUGCCAAAAACCAAGUGGCGAUGAAUCCGAAAAAUACGGUUUUUGACGCUAAGCGAUUAAUUGGAAGAAGAUUCGACGAUCCAAAAAUCCAAGCCGAUAUGAAACAUUGGCCAUUUAUGGUCGUUUCCGAUGGUGGCAAACCAAAGAUACAAGUUGAAUACAAAGGUGAAGUUAAAAGAUUUGCACCAGAAGAAGUGAGUUCCAUGGUUUUGACCAAAAUGAGAGAAAUCGCAGAAGGGUACUUAGGCGGAAAGGUGACAGAUGCUGUAGUGACUGUCCCUGCUUAUUUUAAUGACUCGCAAAGACAGGCGACUAAAGACGCCGGUGCCAUCGCAGGGCUAAACGUCUUGAGGAUAAUCAACGAGCCGACCGCUGCGGCUUUGGCUUACGGUCUCGAUAAGAACCUAAAAGGAGAAAAGAACGUGCUGAUUUUCGAUCUGGGUGGAGGGACAUUCGACGUGUCCAUCUUGUCCAUAGACGAAGGUUCCCUCUUCGAGGUGAAGUCCACUGCCGGUGACACCCACCUCGGCGGAGAGGACUUCGACAACCGCCUCGUCUCUCAUUUCUGCGACGAGUUUCAAAGGAAGUUCAAGAAGAACAUGAGUGGCAAUGUGAGAGCCGUCAGAAGGCUCAGGACCGCCUGUGAACGUGCAAAGAGAACUCUCUCAUCAAGUACUGAAGCGUCCCUUGAAAUUGAUGCCCUUCACGAAGGAGUCGAUUUCUACUCUAAAAUAACCAGGGCGCGGUUUGAGGAACUCUGCAUGGAUUUAUUCAGAUCUACAAUAAGUCCAGUGGAGAGGGCUCUUCAGGAUGCAAAAAUGGAUAAGGGUAUGAUCCAUGAUGUCAUCUUGGUAGGGGGCUCAACUCGUAUUCCCAAAAUUCAAAAAAUGCUCCAGGACUUUUUCUGUGGAAAAUCAUUAAAUCUUUCCAUAAACCCGGAUGAGGCAGUUGCGUACGGUGCAGCAGUCCAAGCAGCAAUUCUUAGUGGAGAUACGAGCUCAGCCAUUCAGGAUGUACUCCUUGUCGAUGUUGCACCCCUUUCCCUCGGAAUUGAAACUGCAGGUGGAGUUAUGACAAAAAUAGUUGAAAGAAAUUCAAGAAUUCCUUGUAACCAGAAGCAGACGUUCACUACUUAUGCAGACAAUCAGUCAGCCGUUACUAUCCAGGUUUUUGAAGGUGAGAGAGCAAUGACCAAAGAUAAUAAUCUUUUGGGUACAUUCAACCUUACUGGAAUACCACCAGCACCAAGAGGAGUGCCACAAAUCGAGGUUACAUUUGAUUUGGAUGCGAACGGUAUUUUGAAUGUUUCGGCUAAAGAUUCUUCAACUGGGAAAUCUGAGAAAAUCACCAUUUCUAAUGACAAAGGCCGUCUCUCAAAAGUCGAGAUUGACAAGAUGCUGGCAGACGCAGAGAAAUACCGUGCUGAAGACGAUAAACAGCGGGAGAAAGUAUCUGCAAGGAAUCACCUAGAGACUUACUGCUUCAGUGUUAAGCAAGCUGCUGAGGAUUCUGGUUCGAAACUGUCUGAAGCAGACAAGAAAACCAUUCUUGACAAAUGUAGUGCCACACUUUCUUGGCUUGACUCAAACACAUUAGCAGAAAAGGAUGAGUUCGAGGACAAACUUAAGGAUCUCCAGAAGGUGUGCUCGCCUAUCAUGACAAAACUUCACCAAGGAGGUGGCCAAGGGGGAAAAGGCCCUACUGUUGAAGAAGUUGACUAAGCUUUGCCCUAUUUAUCGUUCUAGCUUCAGGUUCACAUUAUUAACUUAAUAAUAUUUGCUGCUACUUUUGUUUUUAUUUUUAUUCAUUUAUUUAUUUAUUUUUGUGAAUUUAUAGUUUAUUUCUAUCCUAAUUUUCAUCAAGUUAAGAAUAUUUCACUAUAUUUAUCCUAUAAACGUACUACUGUUCACGCAAAUGUUUGAAACUUCAAAUGUACUAACACCAUUUUUAAGUUUAGAAAAAAAUAAACAAAUGCAUAAUAUUAUAAUUUAAGUAUUAUUAUAAAUCUUUUUUUAAGCUAAACUACAGCUUUUUGGUCAACCUGUUUACUAUUGGCACUGGUUCCAUCUGUCAGGCAUUUUUCAGUACUUUGCCAUCAUAGUUGAUUCUGACAUAAUGCUUUUUACAUGCCCUUUUCUUGUCAAGUUCAAUUCAAUCCAACUAAAAAUUGUAUUUUUAUAUAAUAAACGUGUUCUGUUAAA